Molecule: messenger RNA, 2564 nt
Organism: Coregonus clupeaformis (lake whitefish)
Lineage: Eukaryota; Metazoa; Chordata; Actinopteri; Salmoniformes; Salmonidae
Product: MAGUK p55 subfamily member 3
Exons: 20
Coding region: 193-2115 (640 amino acids)
Cellular component (GO): plasma membrane; cell-cell junction
Molecular function (GO): protein binding
Source: RefSeq, a predicted model, not a curated record
GAGAGGGAGAGGGAGAGGGAGAGGGAGAGAGGGGAGGAGGCGGACGUUCUGUAGCAGCAGGUUUGUGAGCGCAGAAGCCGGAGGAGGAAUCAGAGCGAAAUAAACAGUGUGGCUGCAGUGAGGAAGGAGAGACACAUAGAGAGAGAGAAGGACAGAGAGACAGAGAGAACGGCAUCACCUUUUUGCUGACCCAUGAAAGAAGCCAUGCCGGUCCUCUCAGCAGGCACAGGCCUGCACGAGACACUGGCCCUGCUGACGUCCCAGCUGCGUCCUGAUGCCAACCACAAGGAGGACAUGGUCUUCCUCAAAGACAUCUUCAGUGAGAAGAGCCUGGGUUACCUCAUGAAGAUCCAUGAGAAGCUGAGACAGUACGAGCGCCAGAGUCCUACACCUGUCCUUCACAGCGCUGCCUCUUUGGCUGAGGAUGUGGCAGAGGAGCUACAGAGUGGACCAAUGAGUGUUGAGGAGAAAGAACUCCUACAGCUGUUGACAUCCCCCCAUCUCAAGGCAGUUUUGUCCGUUCAUGACACGGUGGCCCAGAAGAACUUUGACCCCGUGUUGCCACCGCUGCCUGACGACUUCGAGGACGAGCUGGAGGAGGAGUCAGUGAAGAUCGUCAGACUGGUCAAGAACAAGGAACCACUGGGGGCCACCAUCAGACGGGAUGAGACCACAGGGUCUGUGAUCGUGGCCCGCAUCAUGAGGGGCGGGGCUGCAGACCGGAGUGGACUGGUCCAUGUAGGAGACGAACUACGGGAGGUCAACGGCAUCUCCAUCAUUCACAAGAGACCUGAUGAGAUCAGUCAGCUUCUGUCCCAGUCUCAGGGCUCCAUCACCCUGAAGAUAAUCCCAGCCAUUAAGGAGGAGGACCGUCUGAAGGAGAGCAAGGUCUACAUGAGGGCCCUGUUUGACUACAUCCCUGCUGAUGACAAGGCCACGCCCUGUCAGGAGGCAGGACUUCCCUUCAAGCGAGGUGACAUCCUGCAGGUGGUAACCCAGGAUGACCCCACCUGGUGGCAGGCCAAACGGGUGGGCGACAGCAACCUCCGUGCUGGACUCAUCCCCUCCAAACUCUUCCAGGAGAGACGGCUGGCCUACCGGAUCAAAAUGAGCACACUUCCGAACCCUAAAUCCCCUAAAAAUCCUACCUAUGACCAGGGAUGUGACAAAGAGGACUGUGACUGUGAGGGCUAUUUCAAUGGACAGUACAUAGGCACGUUUUGCUGCUUGUUUCACCCUGUGUGGAGACUGAGGCGCGAGGCUGGGUUGUGUGACGCUCUAACGCCAGUUAUAGUCUCUCCUAAGUGUAAAGCAGUGGCGCCCUCCUGUGGCCAGGUGUUUUCCUGGGAAUUUUAUUCAGCCGGUCUGAGGAGGAGUUUCCGUCUGAGCCGAAAGGACCGGUCAGGAUCCCUCGGAGGAGGGGCCACUCCCGACCCCACCGACCCAGACUUCGCUACCUACGAGGAGGUGACCCGCUACCAGCACAGGCCCAAUGAGAGACCCCGCCUGGUGGUCCUGAUAGGUUCCCUUGGAGCUCGUAUCAAUGAGCUGAAACAGAAGGUGAUAGCAGAGAACCCACAUCGCUAUGCUGUGGCCGUACCACAUACCACCAGGCCCAAGAAGCCUCAUGAGAAGGAGGGGGUGGAGUACCACUUUGUCACCAAACAGGCGUUUGAUGCAGACGCUCUGAGCAACAAGUUCAUAGAGCAUGGAGAGUACAAGGAGAACCAGUAUGGUACCAGUAUAGAGGCCAUCCGCUCUGUACAGGCCAAGAACAAGAUGUGCCUAGUGGACGUUCAGCCAGAGGCUCUGAAGACACUGCGGACAUCUGAGUUCAAACCCUAUGUCAUCUUCGUCAAGCCGCGCGUCCCGGAGAGCAGAUGCCGUCGUAGUGCUGCCACCUCACCAGCAGGGGGAGACCAUGGGCGAGUGACGGAUGAGGACCUGCAGGAAAUGCGUCAGUCGGCGCAGCAGAUGGACCAGCAGUACGGCCACCUGGUCGACCGGGUCCUAAUCAAGGAGGACUCAGCCAGCGCCUGCACAGAACUACGAGGCAUUCUGGAGCGGCUGGAGCGUGAGACCUUCUGGGUGCCCCUCUGUUGGGUCCGGAACUAACCCCCCUCUCCCCAACCACCACCCUCAAGAGGGGGGAUCACAGCCCCCCAGCCCUUCCUCCAGCAGGACCCCUACCCUACCCCCUCCCCUUCAGCCCUUUCCUGAUCUCCUGGACCCCUUCCCCGUGGCUCCAUGGGCCAGCAUGUGGGGUGUGGAGGAUACUGCCCCAAACCCUGGCCUGAUACCUGAUGCUGGGCCAGCCUCACUGGCACUAGGGGAGAAGGGCAUGCGGCAAACCCUUUGGAACAUAUCUGUGUUUGGGAUGUUCAGAGGGAAAGACUGUUGUCCUGGCUAAAAACCUGGCUGACUCCACACACACACACACAUAUACAGUACAUGCAAUCCAUUGUUCAAAUUAAUAUGUUUUUCAUAUAUUCAUUCAAGUUUUUUUUUUAUUAUUUACGUCAGCCAGUCAGCCAGUCAGCCAGUCAGUCAGUCAGUCAGUCAGU